Molecule: messenger RNA, 765 nt
Organism: Vicia villosa (hairy vetch)
Lineage: Eukaryota; Viridiplantae; Streptophyta; Magnoliopsida; Fabales; Fabaceae
Exons: 1
Coding region: 1-765 (254 amino acids)
Source: RefSeq, a predicted model, not a curated record
AUGGGGAAUUGGAGUGGAGCUGUUUGGGAGUGGAAUAUCAGGUCCGCAAGCGAGGUUUUGGGUCUUGAAGCAACUAGGGAACAUGAAGAGCUGGAAAUCUUGAUGCAUGACAUUAGGCUGGUAGAGAAUGUUAAUGACCAAGUUGUUUGGCCAUAUGAUAAGUAUAAAAAAUAUUCUGUAGCAUCUGCUUAUGAUUUAAUGCUGAAGGCCCGUGUGGAUGAGGCGUCAAAUGUAGUGUUGGGAGCAGGAAACCAGCUUUGUUGGGGAGCUAUUGUUCCUUCGAAACUCAAGAUAUUUGGCUGGAGAGUUCUUCAGGAUAGGUUGCCUACCAAAAAACAAUUAUUCUCUAGAGGCAUAAUUACACAAAUCCAAGACACUCUUUGCAUCGUGUGUCAACAAGAGGUGGAGGACAUUACUCACUUACUGUUUCAGUGUGGAAAUUUGCAGAAUGUUUGGAGAAGAAUCUAUAUUUGGUUGGAAAUUAAUUUGGUUCCAAUUGGUGACUGUUGCAACAAUUUUCUGAGUUUUGUAACAGGGUUAGCAGGGAUGAUGUCACCUAGAAGGGCUGCUGCAAUCUGGUUGACUUGUUGCUGGUGUAUAUGGAUGCAACGCAAUGAUAUUAUCUUUAAUGAUGCUGAGUUCGAUUCGGAAGAAUUGUUUUUUAGGAUCCUUUGGCAAUCGUGGUGGUGGCUUGCCUUGGAAGCCAAAGAUAGAAUAGCUUGUAAUUUCUAUGAGUGGUUUCAAAACCCACACCUAUGUGCAUAG